AGCUGACCUUUGACCAGCCUCUAAAACGCCUCCUAUAAACCAUGUUUUUAUCAUGCAGCCUCAUUACACAUGUAGACGCUGUCCAGGCCACAAUGUUGUUCAUAUUUUCUGCAACCACGUGGACGUUGCUGGCUCUCUUUUUCACCAUCUUGUUACUCUUUGGAAUCUGGCCUUUUAGGACUUUCAAAAAUAUAGGCAUAUCCGGACCAGUGCCUCGGCCCUAUGUCGGAAAUCUCUCGCAACAAGGAAAGGGAUUCUUCGAAUUUGACCGUGAAUGCCAGGCCAAGUAUGGAGAUGUCUGGGGAGUAUUUGAAGGACGACAACCAGUCCUAAUGGUUGCAGACCCUGAGAUUAUUAAAACAGUGAUGGUGAAAGAAUGCUACUCAGCAUUUACAAACCGCAGGGAUUUUUUCGUGGGGGACGGACCUUUGAGUGACGCAGUUGCUGCCGCUAAAGAUGAAAAGUGGAAACGAAUCCGCAGCUCGAUGUCUCCGUGCUUCACCAGCGGAAGGCUCAAACAGGUUUUCUCCAUUAUAUCUCGCUAUGCAGAUCGACUUGUUGAAAAACUUGGAGAAAAACAUUUAAACGAAACCAUUAAUAUCAGACAAUUUGUGGCUCCAUAUACUUUGGAUGUUGUGGCCAGCUCGUCUUUCAGCGUGGACCCAGACUGCAUCAACAACCCAGAUGACCCCAUUAACAUUCAGGCUCAGAAAGCUACACGCUUUAAUUUUUUGCCAAUAAUUUUAAGAUCAAUUAUUCCCUUUGGGGGUCUUCUGCUCAAGCUCUUCAACAUUGAAACUCUGCCCUCAGCCAAUGUGGAAUUCUUCAUUGGCAUCAUCAGAAAUCUAAAAGAUCAGCAUAAAAGAGGAAAAGUGAAUCGACCAGACUUUCUGCAAGUGUUAAUUGAGAGUGAGAUACCAGACGCAGAGAUAAAGAACGGUCAACCACAGCCAAGUAAAGGUUUGACUGAAAACGAGAUAAUUUCCCAGGCUUUUGGCUUCAUCGUAGGGGGCUACGAUACGACCAGCACCGCCCUGUCCUACAUCUUUUACUGUCUGGCCACAAACCCCGACGUAAUGAACACUUUGCAGCAAGAAAUCGAUUCCAUCCUGCAGAAAAAUAAUUCCGUUUCCUAUGAGGACCUUAACGAUCUGGAGUACCUGGACCAGGUCAUUAAUGAGACGUUGCGUUUGUAUCCUAUUGCACCUCGGCUGGACAGGGAGUGCAAAAUGACUAUAGAGACUCACGGCUUCACCAUCCCUGAGGGAAUGGUGGUUGGGAUUCCUCUUUAUCUCUUACACAAGGAUCCACGGUUCUGGAGCUCACCCGAGCUCUUCAGGCCAGAGAGAUUCAGUAAAGAAAACGAAGGCGAGCUGAACCCGUACGCGUACAUGCCUUUUGGUCUGGGCCCUCGGAACUGUGUCGGGAUGCGGUUCGCCGUCCUCAUGAUGAAGAUGAUCAUCGUGCGUCUGCUGCAGAGAUACUCUGUGGAAACAUGCAAGGACACCUUGAUUCCACUGCUGUUUAAUUGGCAGUUUCAACCCAUCAAACCAGUAAAACUGAAAUUUGUUCCUAGAAAAAAGGAAUCCAAAUAGACGGCAAUCCUCGAAAGGGAUUCAAUUACGAACUUUUUUCUUGAAGUGACAUUUAAUGUGUUAAGUUUAAUACUGGAAUGCACUUAAUAUUUGUACUUAAAAAAGUACUAAAUGUAUUUGACUUUUUGAAAAUUAAAUAAAAAUAUCUACAAUUUGAGAAUUCACUACUCUAGAUGUGCUGUGCCAACAAUGACACUUUUCAUUAAACCUGGAGAUCUGCUGUUUUUCAAAUACUCUGAUUUUUAUUAAAAGCUCAAAAACA
This is a messenger RNA of Oryzias melastigma (Indian medaka), 1857 nucleotides long. Its product is annotated as cytochrome P450 3A56. Gene Ontology annotation, molecular function: heme binding; iron ion binding; oxidoreductase activity, acting on paired donors, with incorporation or reduction of molecular oxygen. Lineage: Eukaryota; Metazoa; Chordata; Actinopteri; Beloniformes; Adrianichthyidae. The coding region runs from base 42 to 1595 and encodes 517 amino acids. The transcript has 13 exons. The record is from RefSeq and is a predicted model, not a curated record.